AUGAACCUCAUCAUCAUUGCAGCCAUGUUAAUGAUCUCUGUUAUAUCAUUCAAUCAAGCCUUUGGGGCAAUCAUCACUGAUUUCAAGAGAGAAAAUGCAAUCAUUCCAAGUGAAGAUGUUUUGGCCAACCAUAAUGAUCUCACUGUAGAUGUCACUGAGCCCAAUGGCACUUGUGUUUGUAAUCCUGCCCACCCUGAUCUUUGCAAGUGCAGAAUUCACAAGAUCAGAUGA
Melampsora larici-populina 98AG31 is the source of this 231-nucleotide messenger RNA. RefSeq lists its product as uncharacterized. Bases 1 to 231 code for a protein of 76 amino acids. Lineage: Eukaryota; Fungi; Basidiomycota; Pucciniomycetes; Pucciniales; Melampsoraceae. The transcript has a single exon. The record is from RefSeq and is a predicted model, not a curated record.